Danio aesculapii is the source of this 1614-nucleotide messenger RNA. It is a transcript of the gene syt5a, whose product is annotated as synaptotagmin Va. Gene Ontology annotation, cellular component: synaptic vesicle membrane; dense core granule; axon. The transcript has 10 exons. Lineage: Eukaryota; Metazoa; Chordata; Actinopteri; Cypriniformes; Danionidae. Gene Ontology annotation, molecular function: syntaxin binding; calcium-dependent phospholipid binding; phosphatidylserine binding. Gene Ontology annotation, biological process: cellular response to calcium ion; regulation of calcium ion-dependent exocytosis; regulation of dopamine secretion. Bases 97 to 1329 code for a protein of 410 amino acids. The record is from RefSeq and is a predicted model, not a curated record.
GAGAGGGCUGCUGCGCUACUGUCCUUUCCAAGCAAAACACAAAUUUAUAUCUGUAUUAGAGGGCUGGAUCAGUGGCAGAUCAUCAGCUGAUCAGCCAUGCGAUUGGCCAGUAUGCAGCAUCGUGGGCGGAGAGCAGCAGAAUCAGAGGAGGAGCCUAAUCGUGCUCCGCCUCCUCCUCCCCCUCCCUCUCACCACUCCCACAACUUUGUAAAUAUGAAGAACAAGUUCUUCAAUGAGCUUGGACAUCUACCUAACCACAAGAUCAGAAUGCCCAUGUGGGCUAUUGGUGCCAUAAUUGUGGUUGUGCUUGCCCUGGUGGGCUGUUUUGCUUUUUGCAUCUAUAAGAAGUGCUUGGGCGGUAAGAAGAAAACAAAGAAAGUCAGAGAGAGAAAGGGAGGAAGAAGGAGGAUGAAAAAGGAAGGAGAAGAAGAGGCAGGAGAGGAACAACCUAAAGAAGGAGAGGGCGAGGGAGAGAAAGAAUAUUAUGGGAAGUUGGAAUACACUUUGGACUAUAACUUCACUGAAAAUCAGCUUAUUGUCGGCAUUUUACAAGCCCAAGAUCUUCCUGCCAUGGAUAUAGGUGGAACAUCUGAUCCCUAUGUCAAAGUUUAUAUGCUACCAGACAAGAAGAAAAAGUUUGAAACGAAGGUCCAGCGGAAGAACCUAUGCCCUGUUUUCAAUGAGACAUUCAUAUUUAAGAUCCCAUUUAAUGAUCUAGCAGGACAGACUUUGGUCCUGCAGGUGUUUGACUUUGACCGCUUUGGCAAACAUGAUGUAAUUGGAGAGAUCAAAAUCCCCAUGAACAGUAUUGAUCUGGGCCAGCCUAUACACGAAUAUAAAGACCUGGUUGGAGGAGAGAAAGAGGAACAAGAAAAACUGGGAGAUGUCUGCAUUUCCCUGCGCUAUGUGCCUACCUCUGGAAAGCUGACCGUCUGUAUCAUGGAAGCCAAAAACCUGAAGAAGAUGGACGUGGGUGGUUUAUCAGAUCCUUUUGUGAAAAUAGUUUUGCAACACAAUGGAAAGCGCAUCAAGAAGAAGAAGACCACAGUCAAGCAGAACACACUGAACCCAUACUUCAAUGAAAGCUUCAGCUUUGAGAUACCUUUUGCUCAAAUUCAGAAGGUGCAGGUGCUGAUCACCGUCUAUGACUAUGAUAAACUGGGAAGUAAUGAUCCAAUCGGGAAGUGCUGGAUUGGGUUUGGUGCAAGUGGGGUUGGCCUACGUCAUUGGUCAGACAUGCUUGCCAAUCCCAGACGACCCGUGGCCCAGUGGCACACACUUCAGCCUGAAGAGGAAGUAGACGCUGCCCUUAAAGCACCCAUCCGCUAAAUGUCACACUUAUCCACUCUUAUCAAAUAAAGGUUUUCAGCACACAUUCGGCAAAGCAUCAUUUCAAUCUUAUUCAUCCUGUCAGUGAGGAGUUUCUUUCUUUUAUGCUGUGCACAUCAUUAUAUCCUGUACCCUUCUUUACUGUGAAAUCACUUUUAUAAAUGUCACUAUGUAUAAUUUGCUUGUGCUUCUCAUUCAAAUGUCUGUAUGUGAAUGAUAACUGUGUGUUUGAAAGUGUUGUAUGCGUGUAUGUGUCUAUGUGAAAACUGUCCUGUUUGGCCUCUU